AUGCCACCCAAAGGUAGAACUCCGCGCGCGGCGACCAAAUCGCAGCAGUCAACGCUCGCUUUCCACGGAUCGACGAACAAGGUCACAAAGUCCGGUGUCAAGGCACAAGCCGCAAAGAAGAGCAAUGUGGAGAAGAAGUUGAAAGAGGCAACACCUGAAAUCCUGGAGACAUUAGGCGUAGGGCCGACGACGACUGAAGUGGCCAUUAUUGAGCAAACGGAGCAGGAGGUCGAGGCGCAACGAGUGGAGAGGUCGCCAGAGGAGGAGCAAGCGCGGCGCAUGUCAGAUGGGUUUGUCAAGAGGUAUUGGGCAGAAAAGGAAAAGCAAAGGCGAGCAGGUAGAGUGCACCAGGAGGAGUUGAGUCUCCAUGACAAGGUGCUUCGGGAGUUCGACAUGAGCGCACACUAUGGCCCGUGUACUGGAAUCGCUCGAUUGAAGCGGUGGAAGCGAGCGCAACGGCUCGGGCUUGACCCGCCGGUCGAGGUGCUUGCUGUGCUACUCAAGGAGCAGGAGGGCAGUGCGGGGAAGAGUGUUAGUGUGCAGCGAUCGAUUGUGGACGAGAUAUUGAACAUCAAGGCCGAGGUUGAUGUAUGA
Molecule: messenger RNA, 594 nt
Organism: Bipolaris zeicola 26-R-13
Lineage: Eukaryota; Fungi; Ascomycota; Dothideomycetes; Pleosporales; Pleosporaceae
Exons: 2
Coding region: 1-594 (197 amino acids)
Biological process (GO): DNA-templated DNA replication; DNA synthesis involved in DNA repair
Cellular component (GO): delta DNA polymerase complex
Molecular function (GO): DNA-directed DNA polymerase activity
Source: RefSeq, a predicted model, not a curated record